Molecule: messenger RNA, 2719 nt
Organism: Venturia canescens
Lineage: Eukaryota; Metazoa; Arthropoda; Insecta; Hymenoptera; Ichneumonidae
Product: NADPH-dependent diflavin oxidoreductase 1
Exons: 4
Coding region: 352-2121 (589 amino acids)
Cellular component (GO): cytosol
Molecular function (GO): flavin adenine dinucleotide binding; FMN binding; NADPH-hemoprotein reductase activity
Source: RefSeq, a predicted model, not a curated record
CUCUUAUUACCCUUAGAUACAAAUGGUUAUGCGCCUUCACACAUAGUUAACCUUGAGAGAAUUCGCAAAUUUUUUUUGUUUAUAUCUGUGGAUGUCUGAGUAAAUAUUUUUUCCCGCCCCGAGUUACUUCAAAUCGUGUGGUGCACGAAAAAAAAUAUCAGGCAACGUGGCAACCUGGCAACGCGUCAAGUAUUGUCGUCUGCUUUACAUAAUGACGUCACGAUAGCAACAGCUGAUUUCACUGUGACUUGCAACAUGCUCGGAGACACGUUUACCUCGAGACGCUUUAAAACCUAUUCACAUUUAUUUCGCCAAGUUAUAUGAAAUAUUUCAGCACAACGAGACGAAAAUAUGGAAUUGAAAAUGACGAUUUUGUAUGGAAGUGAAACUGGAACUGCUCAGGAUACUGCCGAACAGAUUUGGAAGAGUGCUAAGAGAAAUGGCAUAAAAUGUUUUGUCACUGCAAUGGACGAUUAUGAGAUAGCAAAAUUGACAGAAGAACGGUUGGUGAUUUUUGUAGUGGCAACAACCGGCCAAGGUGACCCGCCAAAGAAUAUGACAAAAUUUUGGCGUUUGUUAUUGCGUAAAACUCUGCCAGCCAAAUGUUUAGAGAAUGUGAAAUACGCGGUCCUGGGACUGGGUGACAGUUCUUAUAAGAAAUAUAAUUUUGCAGCAAAAAAAUUGAACCGUAGGCUGGCACAGUUGGGAGCAAAAGAAAUUCAGGCUAUUGGAUUAGCGGAUGAUCAGCAUGAUCUUGGGAUUGAUGCCGUUGUAGAUCCAUGGACACAGAAUUUGUGGAGAAUUAUAAGCAAAGAAUUCAAUGUAAAACUCGAUUAUUCAGAGCACAGCGAUCAUGAAAUUAUUGAACGUUUUGAGGUGAACAUUGUUCAAGAAGAAAUAGACAAUUUGGAACAGAAUAGAGAUAUUUUCCGACUGGAAGUAGAGUUAAAUAAAGAGCUGAGAAUUGGAAAAAUUCUUGAAAACAUUCGGACAACCUCAGAGGAUCAUUUCCAGGAUGUUCGAUUGAUAAAGUUCCACUGCAAUAACGUAAAUUACUCACCGGGUGACAUUUUGUAUGUGAAACCCAGAAAUUCUCCAAAGCAAGUAGCAAACUUUUUCAAUCUAUUGAUGCAUCAUGGGAUUGCAUUGGGUCCUGAAACGUUGAUAAGCGUAAAGGAGAAAGAAAUCAAAGUUCCAGCGGCACUGAAGCAAAUAUUGACUUUGAAAGAAAUUGUCGAACAAUAUUGGGAUUUGAGUUUCAAGCCCAGGAGAUCGACAAUGCAAGUUUUGGCUUCGAUAAGCGAGGAUGAGUUGGAAAAGGAAAAACUUCAUGAGUUCACGCUUCCCGCUGGUCAAGAAGAGUUGUUCAGUUAUGUAAAUCGACCCAGGCGAAAUAUACUCGAAGUCCUUGGAGAUUUUCCUCAUACUGCGCGUAAGCUGAGCUUGAAAAUACUUUUCGAAAUAAUGAGCCCCAUAAAGCCUCGGGCGUUCAGCAUCGCUUCGAGCUGCGAGGAGAAUAGAAACGAAAUUCAUCUCCUGGUCGCUGUAGUGAAAUAUAAAACGAAGCUUGUGGAACCGAGACUCGGCCUUUGCUCCAAUUGGCUCGCGACGUUGAAGCCAGGAGAAGAAAUUAUUUUUUCCAUUCAGAAAGGAACUUUCAAAUUCACUUAUGGCAAACCAAUGAUUCUUAUCGGCCCUGGAACGGGCGUUGCUCCAUUCCGAUCUCUUCUUCUUCAACAGUCUCAUCUUAAUGCCAAUUUGGCUGACACUGUACUAUUCUUCGGAUGUAGAAACAAACACAAAGAUUAUCACUGCCGCAAAGAUUUUGAAUCUAUCAGAAAGAAUAAUGAUCUACGAGUAUUUUGUGCCUUUUCCAGAGAUCAGGAAGAAAAAAUUUACGUACAGCACGUGAUACAAAAAGAGCGUCAACUAUGCUGGGAACUGUUGGAACGGGGAGGCAGCAUUUAUCUUUCGGGUAGUUCGAAAAACAUGCCGAAAUGUGUUCGCGAUGAGUUCGUCGCAGUAGCGAGAGAUCUUGGAAAACUAACGGAAACCGAGGCUGAAAAAUUUAUCGAAAAACUUGAAAAGGAUGGAAGAUAUCAAGAGGAAACAUGGGGCUGAGAGGUACUUCUGGAAAAAAGUUCUUCCAACCGAACAGAGAUAUCGACCUGGAUACGAAUAACUACGCGAGAGUCAAUCGUCACCGAAAUAUCCGAAAUUUCCAUCUACAAAGGACAUUUGCGAAGAUUCAGACAUCAGACGUGUCACGAGCGGAAUUUCCAGUUGAAGGAGGACUUCGUCUCGUAGAAGCUCGUCAAGCUGAUUGAACAACGUUGCGUUGCGAUAAAACAAUAUAAGACUCGAGAAGAAAACUUCGUACGGUUCGGAUCUCCAAGCACUGAACCAAUUCCGAUCGUAAUAGGAGGUUCGAACACUCUUGGUUGCCCAAUCCUCGACCGCUCGGUUACGACUGGCUGUUCGUAUCUCUCCUGCUCGUAUUACAUAAGGAGGUGAGAAAAAUAUUCGUCGUAGGGCGUCUGAGUAAACCGCUAAGCCACGAUCCUUCAUGGCAUUUUUGAUCCGCUCGUAGAAUUGCUUUUCAAACACUAAGACCUGAGGAUGUUAGAUAAUAGAAACCGUCAAAAUCCAGAGAAAUUCCGUUUUUUAUGUUUCUAGUAUGCUGGGAUUUCAAGUACGAAUAAAUUUUUUUUUUAAUGAG